Molecule: messenger RNA, 2531 nt
Organism: Cimex lectularius (bed bug)
Lineage: Eukaryota; Metazoa; Arthropoda; Insecta; Hemiptera; Cimicidae
Exons: 9
Coding region: 237-2492 (751 amino acids)
Source: RefSeq, a predicted model, not a curated record
UGAUAACCGGCUAUUUAUCGGCCAGGUGAUUUUACUAGUAGAAAAGUACAAAAAUGAUUACACACUUACAUUGAGGUUCACCAAAACUAGCCCAGAUGGCGAUUAUGAGCGGAGGGCAUUCAGAAAAGAGGUAGAGAAUCCAACAAAUGAUUUCGUAAAAUCUGUUGCAAAGAUUUUGAAGAAGGAGGCAAUAUUCUAUUCUAUUGAAUUAGAACUUCAUUGAAAAUAAAACAAAAAUGGAAAAGAUUCAGCCUCAAUCUUCGUUGGAUUCUGGCCUGCCGGAAAUCGAGCCACCAGUAGUCUUACCUUGCGUUUUAGAGAUCGUCCAAAAAAUUGAAAAUUACUCCGAGACGUCCAAUUUAGGCAAUCGCGUCAACUCGGUGAAAGAUUCGAUGAAAGACAUCAGUUCUGCAGGUUUGACGAAGGAGAAGAAAUUUCCGAGGAUCGCCCGACCUGCCGAGCAAGAAUCGUCAGGGGACAAAGGUGAACAAGAGACAAAGGGAGGAGGAAAAAUAGAGCCUAAAAGGAACAAUAACGGAGACAAUUUAUCAAAACUACCUUCUAAGGCGAUCGAUUCUGCUUCAGUGAAGAUAAAUAAUGCAACUUUGUCGAAAAACCAAGCAGAAGGAAGAGAAAGCAAUGACGAUGUUUUUCAUCCAGUAGCAGACAAGUAUGGCAGAGGAAAUAUGACUCCGACUUGUCGAUCGAAAUCCCAACUGUCUAAAGGUCGAGAAUUUAAAAACAGUAAAGAAAUGAUCUAUAGCAGUUCAUCCACAAAAAGAAAAUACAGGAGCAGAAAUCAUUUACUGCGCGAAAAAAGAAACUUGAUGUACAAGUCAAUUUUAAGAAAGUAUUAUUCUUCUCUCAAAAAGUACGUCAAGAAAUUCAUCGACAAGACGAGAGUGAGUACUAUUCAUCGAAGUCAUCAGGUCGCUAUGUUGAUAAGGAAGGAUCCACAAAAUAAAAUAAUUCCGCCGUUAAAGGAGGGGGAACUUAUCAUGCGGAAUGUGGAAACUCGGUCGGCGUCCCGCAGGAUGAGAAGGAAACGUAACUUGCAAGUGGACGACGAUGUUUUCUCCGAUGAAAGUUCCGGCCUGGACAAAACGACGUGGAGAAGCUACAGAACUCCGAAACGGCGGAACCAUUUUACGAAUUGCGGGAAAAGGCGAAGACAAAGGAUGAAGAGGCACAUCCGACCCGUCAGGAUCGACGCUUCUUCCUCCGACGAGACCCCCGUCGCGAAGACGUCUUCCGAAGAAGCUUCGGUCCACGCUCAAGCACCGGCCAUUGUCGAAUCGGUCAACGACAUCGGUUACAUCCGUGAGCAUCGUUCUGGAGCCGAGGUGCUCCCUGCUCCUGAAACAAUAAUAAAAAACCUUGAAGAAUUCGUCCACGGAAAGAAAAGAAAGAAAAUAUCCGCUCCCCGGGUAUAUUUGUUCGGCGUGCCGAAGAAACACCGGAAGGUCAGGAAUAUCGAAUAUUAUAGCGACGCCGACAGCCUUUUAUCCCUUUCGGACGAAGAUAUCUUCUCGAAAGAGGUCAAAGGAAGGAAAAAAUAUUAUAUGAAGCAUGUCAAAUCACAUUCGAGGUCCGUUUUCAAAAUGCCGGGAACCUUGAUCAGGAAAAUUAAAAAGAUGUGGAAAUUGGAGCAGAACCAACAUCUCUACUGCGAAGACGAACAAGAGUGUGAAACGUCGGACGUCAUUAUAAUAAGACAGCCGAAAUAUAAAAUUCGUGACAUUCCUCGACACUUCGUGUGCAAAGAUUGCGAGAUGAGAAGCAGAGGAGCCCUACUGAAAGACCCGUUCGUCUACAACGUCACGAACACCGCUGGGGUGUUUUCCGAAGAGAAAAUCGAAAACAAAAGAAAUGAAGUUGACGACAAAGAAGCUUCGGGCACAUCUGUGAUCGGCACGUCGUGUACAAACAACCGCCAAUCGACAUUGGACGAAAACAUUUUGCACAAGCUUAUAGGAUAUAACGGUUUUGAAUAUCAUUGCUUGAGCUGCAAAUGCGACGAUUGCAAAGUUAGCAAGAUUCCGGCUAAUUUUAGUAGUAGCCGCAGCAAAACCGGCAAAGACGUUAUCCAACCGAGAAACCAUUGGAAGAGCCAGGCCGACCUCGAGAAUCAAACCAGCCGCCAAUGCUGUAGGUGUGCAGGGCGGGAUCUGGGUGAAGGUAGAGUCGGGAGAAAAUUUAUCUUUUACGAGAAGGAUUUUUCGCAAGUGCCACCCUCAAAAGAAAAGUCGCCCCUUGCGGCAGCAAACCGUGUCGAUAAUUGUCCCAGCUCUUCAACACCGGUAGAAACCAGAGAUGGCAGUUGUCCCAUUAAAGGAGGGACGGACGAUGUGUUCUUUUGUGAAGAAAGGAAAAUCAGCAAUGGAUGCAUCGCACGAGAGAAGGGUCCGAAGAACUCCGAAAAAGUAAACAGGGGUUUUCGAGCGGGGAUCAAAAGAAAUAAUCGUGUGAAUAGCAGGAAGAAAGGUAGAUAAAUAUGCAGAAAUAAAUGACAAAAAAUUAAACGGACAAUA